Molecule: messenger RNA, 1578 nt
Organism: Enhydra lutris kenyoni (northern sea otter)
Lineage: Eukaryota; Metazoa; Chordata; Mammalia; Carnivora; Mustelidae
Product: tyrosine hydroxylase
Exons: 14
Coding region: 1-1578 (525 amino acids)
Biological process (GO): response to hypoxia; dopamine biosynthetic process from tyrosine; response to ethanol
Cellular component (GO): cytoplasm; axon; perikaryon
Molecular function (GO): iron ion binding; tyrosine 3-monooxygenase activity
Source: RefSeq, a predicted model, not a curated record
AUGCCCACUCCCAACGCCGCCUCGCCACAGGCCAAGGGCUUCCGCAGGGCUGUCUCCGAGCUGGACUCCAAGCAGGCCGAAGCCAUCAUGGUAAGGGGGCCGCCGGGGCCUGCUGUCACCUUGUCCGGUUGGCGGCCGGGGACAGAGGCCAUGGCAGCUGGGUAUGUCCUGUCCCCACAGUCCCCGCGCUUCAUCGGGCGGCGACAAAGCCUCAUCGAGGACGCCCGCAAGGAGCGAGAGAAGGCCGAGGCCGUGUCAGCUGCUUCCUCAGAGCCCGGGGACCCCCUAGAGGCUGCCGUUUUCAAGGACAAGGACGGGAAGGCCACGCUGAACCUUCUCUUCACCCUUCGUGGCGCCAAGACCGCGUCCCUGUCCCGGGCCGUGAAGGCAUUCGAGACGUUUGAAGCCCAAAUCCACCACCUGGAGACCCGGCCCGCGCAGAGGCCACGGGCAGGGGGCCCCCACCUCGAGUACUUUGUGCGCUGCGAGGUGCCCAGCGCCGACCUGCCUGCCCUGCUCAGCUCCGUGCGCCGGGUGGCAGAGGACGUGCGUGGCGCCGGGGAGAACAAGGUCCUCUGGUUCCCGAGGAAAGUUUCCGAACUGGACAAGUGCCACCAUCUGGUCACCAAGUUUGACCCUGACCUGGACUUGGAUCACCCGGGUUUCUCGGACCAGGCGUACCGCCAGCGCCGGAAGCUGAUCGCGGAGAUCGCGUUCCAGUACAAGCAUGGCGACCCCAUUCCCCGUGUGGAGUACACGGCCGAGGAGAUCGCCACCUGGAAGGAGGUCUACACCACCCUCAAGGGCCUGUACGUCACCCACGCCUGCCGGGAGCACCUGGAGGCCUUCCAGCUGCUGGAACGCUUCAGCGGGUACCGGGAGGACAGCAUCCCCCAGCUGGAGGACGUGUCCCGCUUCCUGAAGGAGCGGACGGGCUUCCAGCUGCGGCCAGUGGCCGGCCUGCUGUCCGCCCGGGACUUCCUGGCCAGCCUGGCCUUCCGAGUGUUCCAGUGCACACAGUACAUCCGGCACGGGUCCUCCCCCAUGCACUCCCCCGAGCCGGACUGCUGCCAUGAGCUGCUGGGGCACGUGCCUAUGCUGGCUGACCGCACCUUUGCUCAAUUCUCCCAGGACAUCGGGCUGGCCUCUUUGGGGGCUUCCGACGAGGAGAUCGAGAAGCUGUCCACGCUGUACUGGUUCACGGUGGAGUUCGGGCUCUGCAGGCAGGACGGCGAGCUGAAGGCCUACGGCGCCGGGCUGCUGUCCUCCUACGGGGAGCUCCUGCACUCCCUGUCUGAGGAGCCCGAGAUCCGGGCCUUUGACCCCGACGCCGUAGCCGUGCAGCCAUACCAGGACCAGACCUACCAGUCCGUGUACUUUGUGUCCGAGAGUUUCAGCGAUGCCAAGAGCAAGCUCAGGGACUACGCUUCCCGCAUCCAGCGCCCCUUCUCUGUGAAGUUUGACCCGUACACGCUGGCCAUCGACGUGCUGGACAGUCCCCAGGCGGUCCGGCGGUCCCUGGAGAGCCUGCAGGACGAGCUGUACACCCUCACGCGUGCACUGGGCGCCCUCGGCUAG